AGUAGUUUCCCUGCACCCGGUCUGUAUCGUGUCUGUGUGUGAAGUCAGCGGGUGGAGACUGAAUUCAAAAACAUUGACUUGUGAUUGUUUGUCCUGGACUAAUUUCAAAACAAGCUGUGACAUGGAGGUCAGUGCAGAGGCCAAGAGGAUCAUGGUCGUGGCUUUGGGGAAACUGUACAGCUCCCGCACCCAGCGAGGGGGUCUGCGGCUUCAGCGGAGCCUCCUCCUGACUCUGGUAAUGAAAUCCGCCCGGGACAUGUACCAUGCGGCUCAGGCGACGGUGGAAAGUGUUGUUGCGGGAUACGAACAACCGCAGCCCGCGGCCGAGGGGACCACAGGGACCACCGAGCCAACUGGCGCCCAAACCGAGCUCCUGGGUGCCGCCUCGCUUGCCACCGAGAAGCCUCAGACUUUAACCCGAGUGGAGGUCUCGGGCUCUCCCACCGGGCUCCGGCGCGACGCAGAAAACAAGGAGAAUCUGUGCCCGACUGGACCCGCACAGCAUUCCAGGAAAAGACGCGGUAAAGCGGCCAUGGAGCCGGACUUUCUGCCAUGCAAAAAAGCCAAACUCUGCUCUGAGCAGCUCAGUGUAAAUUCAGUUUUGCUGGACUACGUGAACUGCAGCAGUAAACUGGGAGCACCCCCACCCCCCAUGCUUCUCCAGAGAGCCAUUGCAGCGUGUUGAACCCCGGCGCAGAUCAAAGGGAAUGAACUUUACGACACGGCCUUGGGAGCGUGAACGCGCAUCCAGAGAGGGCCUCUUCACGGGUUGUUUGGAGGAACAGCCGGGACGGAGUGUUCUGAACGUCCCGAGCAGGACUCUGAACAAGCCGGGGCAUGUUACGGGAAACACGGAAGCAGCCCCGGUGACUUUUGGCCUAGUUAAUGGCCACGGCUCACGAUAACUGGCUUCGACUGGGAAGGGCGGAACUAAGGACAUUGGUGCAUCCGAAUGAGGCCUCGAGCUGUCUGAAUGAACAUGUACAGCCUAGCAGAUGUUAUAUGUUGUGAGUGUGGGAACCAGUGCUGCAUGAAGACUGGAAAUGUGUUGAUUUCAAAUGUAAAACAUUCAAUGACAACUACCUCAAUAUUUAUUAAACAUUUUUGUACUCAA
Molecule: messenger RNA, 1114 nt
Organism: Pseudoliparis swirei
Lineage: Eukaryota; Metazoa; Chordata; Actinopteri; Perciformes; Liparidae
Gene: ier2a
Product: immediate early response 2a
Exons: 1
Coding region: 122-685 (187 amino acids)
Source: RefSeq, a predicted model, not a curated record